GCCAAUGAAUAUUCUAGAACCUAACCUAAAAGGCUUAAAAGCACUGUGACAUUUUACUUAAAUUUCAUUCCAUAUUAAAUUAUUUAAUAAUUCCGGUGUGUUUAAAAGAUUAAAAAUGAAUAAAUCAUUAAAAGAAACGCUCACCGAGUUAAAACUUGAUCAAGCCGAGUUAGAAAAGCUAUCUAAACUUUCCGAACGUAGGAAAAUCAAAGAUUUGCUCACGUUGGAAGCUGCGAAAAUCGCUACGCAAUUGCAAAAACUCGAAGAGGAAGCUACUCAAAUUGAAGCUGGUGGGGAAAAUGUUUCUAAACCCGUUUCGGUUGUUGUUCCCCAAAGAAAAAGUUAUGAAGUGAAAUUGAAUGAAUAUGCUUGGGGGCAAUCGAAAACCAACGUCACGUUUUAUGUUAAUCUUCCAAAAGUUGAAACAAUUCCCAAAGAAAACGUUACCUGUACAUUCCAACCUCAAUCUUUGGAACUGAGAAUCCGUGGAUUAGAGAAUAAAGAUUAUUUAUUUGUUAUUAAUAAGUUGUUGCAUGCAAUAGAUCCAGAAAAAAGUUCGAUUGUUAUUAAAACAGAUUCUAUUAAGAUAUUAGCUGCUAAGGUUGAUCAAACCCAGACUUGGUCACAUGUCACUUUGUUAGAACAAAGAGCAAGUGAGGCUAAAAAGUUUAAAACUCCUGGAGAUGGAGAUUCUUCAGGAGAUGGUACUCAAGGCUUAGUGGAUAUUAUGAGAGACAUGUACAACCAAGGUGAUGAUGAAAUGAAACGAACUAUUGCAAAAGCUUGGGCAGAAAGCCAAUCAAAAGGUCCUGCUUUUUAGAUGUAUUAUUAGAGUAUAAUAAUUAAAAUAAUAGUUUCUGUCCUUAUUUUUUCAACUAAAUGGAGUAAUAAAAUAAAAGAAAUCUUUUAUUGUGA
Onthophagus taurus is the source of this 915-nucleotide messenger RNA. RefSeq names its product calcyclin-binding protein. Gene Ontology annotation, molecular function: ubiquitin protein ligase binding; S100 protein binding; tubulin binding. Gene Ontology annotation, cellular component: nucleus. The record is from RefSeq and is a predicted model, not a curated record. Gene Ontology annotation, biological process: heart development. NCBI's taxonomy places the organism in Eukaryota, Metazoa, Arthropoda, Insecta, Coleoptera, Scarabaeidae.